AUGUCGUCUUCAGUGGACUUGACUCGCCGCCAAAGUCACAAGACGACCCUGAAAUAUAUUCAAGCCAUGUCAACAAAGGGUCGGUGUAGGUCCAAUAUGCUGGGUCGGAUGAAAAAUGUAUCCGCGUUACCAAACUAUCAAGCAAGAGCUUCAAGUACAGCCACAUCCAGCCCUUUCGUGCUCAGGUCAAGACACGCGGACUUCAAAGCAAUCGAAGCAAGUCGGCCCACUUUCGACCCCUCGCUUCCAAUCAAAACAACACAAUCACCAUCACCAAACUGGAAAUACGGGCAGGCAUCACCCCAGAGCCUACCUACCACGUCAAUCAAUUCGCCAGCAGUCAAUUUCCCGUCAAGAACCCCAACACACAUCUCCAUCGACCCCUCAGCCCAACCCAUGAUAUCCAACUAUCAACUCCUCAUCUCCGCAAUCCCCCGCCCAAUAAGCCUCAUCAGCACCAUCUCCUCAACCGGAUCCAGAAAUCUCGCUCCAUUCUCCUACUUCCAAAUCGUCGACCACGACCCUCCAACCUUCAUAGUCGGCUUCUCCGCUCGGACGUCUCGUCUCAAGGAUACCAGACGGAAUUUGCUUGAGACAGGAGAAUGCGUGAUUAAUCUCGUGAGCGAGAAUAUAAUCCAUGCUGCAAACGCAACGUCGCUGGAUGUGCCGUAUGGGGUUUCAGAGUGGGAAUUGUCGGGUUUGAUACCUGCUAAGGGUGGAACUGUGGAGCCGGAGAGGGCUGAAGAGGCGGCGUUUAGUGUUGAGGGGAAGUUGUUGGAGAUGAAGGAGUUGGAUUAUCAUGGGAGGGCUGGGAGAGGGGAAGCGCUGGGUGGGCUGGCGAUUAUUGAGGGGACGAGGUUUUGGGUUAGGCAGGAGGCGAUGGGUCAGGAUGGGGAGGUUGAGCUGGAGAGGUUGAGGCCGCUUGUGCAGUUGGGUGGGAUAAGUUAUGGGAGGAUGGCGGAGACGUUUGAACUUCCUAGAGGGAGGCUGGAUCAGGAGCUGGAGAAAGAGAAUGGGUUGCGAGAAAUCCUAGAAAGAAGAAUAGAGUAG
Molecule: messenger RNA, 1050 nt
Organism: Cadophora gregata
Lineage: Eukaryota; Fungi; Ascomycota; Leotiomycetes; Helotiales; Ploettnerulaceae
Exons: 1
Coding region: 1-1050 (349 amino acids)
Molecular function (GO): FMN binding
Source: RefSeq, a predicted model, not a curated record